Daldinia childiae is the source of this 1692-nucleotide messenger RNA. RefSeq lists its product as uncharacterized. Lineage: Eukaryota; Fungi; Ascomycota; Sordariomycetes; Xylariales; Hypoxylaceae. Bases 1 to 1692 code for a protein of 563 amino acids. Gene Ontology annotation, cellular component: membrane. Gene Ontology annotation, molecular function: transmembrane transporter activity. Gene Ontology annotation, biological process: transmembrane transport. The transcript is spliced from 3 exons. The record is from RefSeq and is a predicted model, not a curated record.
AUGGACGAACCGGUAGGAUCGCCGCGUUAUGGCACCGUGCCGUCACAGCCUGGCAGGACUUCCGAUCCGGAUGGCUCGUUCCUAAUUAGCCAAGCCGGAACCUUAUCCCCGAUGCAAGACGACUCCUGGACGAGUAGCGAUGAAAAAGACAGUGGUGAUAGGAGGAUGGAUGAGCAGGUAGAAGAAGAGAAAGGUACCAAAAGUCGAGACUUAGCAAGGACGAGCACGAACAUGUCUAUCGCCGAAACGCUUUCCUUGCCUCAGGAAAUCUUAUUCGUCUUUGUUAUUUGCCUCGCGCAACUCUUCACGCAGAGUGGUCUUGGUCAAACCAUAAGCAUUAUUCACACAAUCGGUGAACAUUUCGGUAUCACGAAUCCUGGAGAGCUAAGCUGGUUCAUGGCCGGCUAUAGCUUAACCGUAGGCACAUUUAUCCUUUUCUCAGGAAGGUUGGGCGAUGUCUUCGGUCAUAAAACCCUGUUUCUUAUCGGUAUGGGUUGGUAUUCAAUCUGGAGCGUAAUCUGUGGGCUUUCCGUCUACUCGAAUCACGUCCUUUUUAUAUUCGCUCGUGUUCUACAGGGAAUCGGCCCCGCUAUCAUCCUUCCGAACGGAUUGGCUAUCCUUGGUAUCACAUACGCCCCCGGCCGGCGUAAGGAGAUGAUAUUUGCUAUCUUCGGCGCAAUGGCACCGACCGGUUCUGUCAUCGGUUCGCUAUUCGCUGCUAUCCUCGCUCUUGCCUGGUGGCCUUGGGCAUUCUGGGCGUUUGGCAUUGUUCUCGCCGCAACUGUUGUUAUAGGCUACUAUGUUAUCCCGGAAGCUUCGAACAGGCAUCAUGCCCAGCCUAAAGGUUUGAAGAAUACGUUACGAGAGCUCGAUCUUGUAGGGACAGUCCUCGGCGUGGGUGGCCUUGUCCUCGUCAAUUUUGCGUGGAAUCAAGCCCCUAUUGUAGGCUGGGACAAGCCUUACGUUUAUGUUUUGCUCAUCGUCGGGUUACUACUUCUUGCCGCGUUCUUCGUAUUCGAACUAAAAUUCGCUCAAUACCCUCUCAUUCCUUUCAAUGCCUUCUCCUACGAAGUAUCCUUCGUCCUAGCUGCUAUAGCAUGUGGGUGGUCUUGCUUCGGCAUCUGGUUCUUCUACUCCUGGGAAUUCCUGCUCGUCCUUCGAAGAGUACCGCCCUUGUUGGCUACGGCCAUGUUCAUUCCGACUGUUAUCUCGGGAAUUUUUGCCGCCCUCUUUACGGGUUAUACUCUGCAUCGGCUUAAGCCGCCUAUAGUCAUGACGAUGGCUCUCGUUUUCUUUACAACAGGCAUCAUCAUCCUCGCGACCUGUCCUGUUGAGCAGGUCUACUGGGCUCAGUAUUUUGUUUCUGGCAUUAUCAUGCCUUGGGGGAUGGACAUGAGCUUCCCCGCCGCAACCCUCAUCCUCUCCGAUGCUGUAGCACGAAAGCACCAAGGUAUUGCCGCGAGCUUGGUUAAUACCGUAGUCAACUACAGCAUUUCGCUAGGGUUAGGCUUCGCAGGUACAGUCGAGACGCAUGUCAACAAAGGCGGUGAGACCCCAGAGGAUAUCCUAAAAGGAUACCGAGGGGCAUACUACAUGGGCAUCGGGCUUGCGAGUCUAGGUGUGCUUGUGUGUAUUGCUUUUAUCGCUAAAAGUAAAACCCGAAAAAACACUACUAGCCAAGACACGCCUUGA